UGAAUGCAACUAAAGGGGGCGUGAACUUUGCGUAAGUGUCCACCAUUCUCCAGGUUAAGGCAGCGCGUGGAGGAAUAAAGCGGCAGAACAAAAUCAAACGGUGUACCAUACCUUCUUUACAUAUCGGACAUACCUUAGGCCGGUUUAGAGACACCAUGUCCGGCAGCUGGUGGAGCAGCGCGGCGGUGACCCACGGACUCAUCGCUCUGUUCGCCAUGGGCUCGUGGAUUUCCGUCAACAGUCUGUGGGUCGAGCUCCCCGUGGUUGUCAGCGUGCUGCCCGAAGGCUGGAACCUGCCCGCUUAUCUCUCAGUACUGAUCGCCUUUGGGAACCUCGGCCCCAUCGCAGUGACCAUCACACAUCACUGCGCUCCAGGAUGUUUGAAUGAACGCCUCAUCAUCCACUGCAUCCAGCUGCUGGCGGUGGCAGCGUCGGCUCUCUUGGCUGUUUUCUGGUCUCACACCGUCACAAUAGCAGGAGAAGAAAGGUCCCUGCUGUUCCUGAUAUUCACCUUUGUGUUGGCUUUAGUUUGCUGCACGUCCAACGUCACCUUCCUGCCUUUCAUGUUCCGUUACCCCCCGCAGUAUAUCCGUACCUUCUUCAUAGGUCAGGGCUUCAGCGCCUUGUUCCCCUGCAUCGUGGCGUUAGGACAAGGCGUCGGUAAGCUGGAAUGCAAAACUGUGAACGGCACGGUGACGCCAGAGUAUUUAAAAGAGAACUUUCCAGCACAGAACUUCUUCUGGUUCUUGUGUGUCAUGCUGUCAGUCUCGUCUGUGAGCUUCUGGGCUAUAACGCGAAGGCAGACAGAGCCACAGAAAGAUGCUCUACCACAGGAGGACGACAACACGACAGCAGCCAAAAACGGAGAGGAGACGCAUCCUCUGCAUAACGGAGCGAUGACGCCGGUGUCUGAGGAGCAGGUUCAGAUCGAGGAACAACCUCCUGCUCAGACGUUUUGGACUCAGAGGAACAUCUACCUGCUGUUUCUGCUCGCUGUCUCCAACGCGCUCACCAACGGGGUGCUGCCGUCUGUGCAGAGUUUCACCUGUUUGCCUUAUGGCACCAUGACCUUUCACCUGUCUGUGGUCCUCGGAAACAUAGCAAACCCCCUGGCCUGCUUCUUGGCCAUGUUUGUUAUCCUAAGGUCCUCCCCUGGUCUGGGCAUCCUGUCCAUAGCAGCAGGAGUAUUUGCUGCAUAUCUCAUGGCGUUAGCAGCACUCAGUCCCUGUCCUCCUCUCGUAGGAAGCACUACUGGCGAGGCUCUGGUGGUCAUCUCCUGGAUCAUCUUCACCGGCCUCUUCUCCUACCUGAAGGUGGUCAUCGGGACUUUGCUCCACGAGGCCGGUCACGCUGCCUUACUGUGGUGCGGCAUCUCCAUCCAGGCGGGCUCUCUGAUCGGAGCCCUCUCCAUGUUCCCCCUGAUCAACGUCUACCACGUGUUCUCCCGCGCUCAAGAAUGUGUUCCCUGCAGUUAACAGAGGGAGACAUGUUUUAAUGGACACAGUUUCCUUUCAUUCACCGUGGGAAAUCACCCUGUUGUAGGGUUAUUGUGUUCCUGAGUGAAGCGCCUGAUCCGUCUCUCAUCAAACAUCUCGUCCUCCCUGCUGCAGAGACCUCUGAGCCCGUAAGAGUACAAACAUUCCCACAUAAUGGGAGCUUUGUGUCGCUGCACAUUGGCCGAGGGGAUCUAGAUGCAUAUGAUGCCGUAAUACCGCAGGUGCUUUGUGCAGUGUUUUAUAAAGAAUCUCUGUAGAACAUGUUGUUUACAUUAGUAAAAAACAGCUAAUGAUGGAUUUGUUUGCCACAACAACAGACCACGUGAAACGCUAACCCCUCAGGGACACGACGAUGAACACAUUCAUCCAUUCUCCAUGCUUCUGAGGUAAUCACUUUAAGAUGUUUAUUUCUGUGACUUUUUCCAUGUUUCACUACCUCUUCCCUCUGAUCCAUGUUUGCAUAAAUCAUGAUCUCAUGUACAGCAGCAACAUCACCACAUAUACGGUUAUGAAGCUGCGCUGAUGUCGGUUGAUUUAGAAGUGCAGUAACUGAAAACAAGCGGUUCAUUUAUCUCAUUCCUAUAUUUCACGCCAAAUUGAAGUCUCAGUGCCUGAAUGUGCUGACCUAGCUUGAAAUGUGAAAACAGUCUGGCACAUGUUUCCCUCAAUUUGUUUCCAUUAAUGUUUUUUUAUUACAAACAUUUUGUGUAAUUUGUUGAUUUACAUUCAUUCCUAGUAGGGGAGAACAGGGUUGGUUGUCACACUUUUUACGGUUUUGAUGAUUGCUCAUCAUCAAAACAUCUUUCAUUAGUCAUUCCUACAUUAAAUUGAAGCUUAAGGUGUUGGCUUGAAAUGUGUAUCCCUCUCAUUUUCCAACUCAUUGUAACAAAGAGGCAAUUAACUAUCAAAGACACUCUGACACAUUGUGACAACCAACCCCAUCACGGGGAUGGUUGUCACACUAUGGAGUUGGUUGUCACACACUAUGGGGUUGGUUGUCACAAUGGUAUUUCAAUGGGAAAAAUCUUUAAAAGGCAAGAAGGCAGAACUAAAUUUGAAAGUUUAAUUGCACUGACAAGUGAUAGGCCUACAUAACUUAAUACAUUGUAACAUAACAUGAGCAAGGACCAUGAACAGGAAACACAUCUUUAGACCAGCCUAUAUAACAACAUAAAGAACAAAAUAAUUAGGCCGUACAAUAAUGGCCGACUCAACUAGGCUACAUGCAGUCACUGUCUGAGUUACAGUGAUGGCAAAUGUAAGAUCUGCACACUCCAACUAAUUUCACCAUGCAUGAUUUUGCCAACAUAGGGGUUGGUUGUUACAUGUGACAACCAACCCCAAAGAGAAUGUGACGACCAACCCCAACUGGAAUUUUUUGCUAGCAUCAAGGCUAACAACAUCUAACAACUACUUAGCUAGCUAAUAAAAAUCUAAACUAUAGCUUCCCCCUCACACUUUGUAAGGGUAACACUUGUUUUGUUAUAAACCCAUCGUUUAAAAGCCUAGAAGAAAAAUACUGAGGAGCUGAAUAUUUACAAUUUGACAUGAAAAACACAAAAAGUCCUCUCACCUCAAGUUCAGCUCUCUCACUCCAGAGAAGACUAUGUAGGUGAGCUCUGAUCCUAAUUCUGGAAAUGUCCAUACCCCAAUUUGAGAGACAGCGCCUUCUGGUGGCGAGAUAUAACGAGUGUGCCAACCAACCCGUGUGACAACCAACCCCGUUCUCCCCUACAGAUUAAUUUCAUGCCACCGCCCGGGAACAAUCUCUGGCCUUGACGAGUCGAGAAGAAGCGAGGGAACUGUUUUGUAAACGAGGGAUUUUAUCUUCUGUCUUUUUGAAAAAUAAUGAAGUGAACUUUAAUAUGCACUAAGACCUUGUCAGGUAGUUUUAUUAACAAGCUGCUAAAAUACAAUAAAUCAAACUCCUCAGAGGUUUACAGAGGAAGAUUAUCCAUUAAUGUUGCCUUAACUUUAAGGUUCUCCGCCUGCCUUCUCAUUUUUAAACGUUCGUUACAUUCUGUUGAUUUGGAACAGACUGAUUAUAAAGUGAUUUUUUUGUAAUCAUGGUUAUGUUUUUUUAUUUUCAUUCAUAAAUAUGUGAUAUGAAUCAACAGAUGAGUCAUGUUGAGUCGAGCUGUAAGUGACUGAUAAUAAAGAUUUGAUGAAAAAGUCCUGAAA
Notolabrus celidotus (New Zealand spotty) is the source of this 3677-nucleotide messenger RNA. It is a transcript of the gene slc52a2, whose product is annotated as solute carrier family 52 member 2. NCBI's taxonomy places the organism in Eukaryota, Metazoa, Chordata, Actinopteri, Labriformes, Labridae. Gene Ontology annotation, molecular function: riboflavin transmembrane transporter activity. Gene Ontology annotation, cellular component: plasma membrane. The record is from RefSeq and is a predicted model, not a curated record. Bases 156 to 1475 code for a protein of 439 amino acids. The transcript has 4 exons. Gene Ontology annotation, biological process: riboflavin transport.